Molecule: messenger RNA, 8391 nt
Organism: Ceutorhynchus assimilis (cabbage seed weevil)
Lineage: Eukaryota; Metazoa; Arthropoda; Insecta; Coleoptera; Curculionidae
Source: the annotation of a GenBank genome assembly
AUGCACACGAGCGCGGUCGGAAACAGCAUUAGUGCCCAUCCCCUCCUUCCUUUGGCUGACAGCAAUUUGAGCGCGGAAGCAUCCAAGCUCUCAGCGUCGCUGGGCUCGAUGGGCGCAGCUGUGGCGACGGAGGGACGUGGGGGACGAGGGCACCCGGCUUCUCCGACGACGAGAUCAGCCUCUCGCCCCCUCGGCACAGCUAUAUCUUGGAGCUCGGUCCCAGACACCACCAGUAUCAAGGCCAAUAUUAUGGUGCCCCGGCCGCCGGCUGUUGUUCCGACGACGAACUCGCCUUCUCCGACGGAGACGCAGUCGGCAUCAGACGCGAGCUCUGCGACCGUGAGCCCAUUGGCUUCGCCGGACCACAAACGCACCCUCACGUCCGCAGCCACAGCCAAUCGGAAGCCUGCGUCGCCGCUCGCCGUGCGCGCGGCUGUCCACAGAGCAGACACAGGUAUCAUCACGCACACUCACAUUACUUCGCGGACGCCCUCUAGUCACAAAUCAGAGGGUAGUCUGCUGGACCAAACUCCCCAAACCCAACCAGCAUUCUCAAACAACUACGUUCCCUCGCAGACUCAGUCUCAAAACGACUUAGGCCCUUCUCCGAGACCUCAAAGUCCUAUGGAGUACUCUGCAUACGAACCUCCGCCUAAAAGAAAGCUUUGGCAACGCAGCGCUAGUUGUAGAGAUUUGUAUGAUUUCAGCUUUGAGGAAACUGGCAAAGCUAAGCGUAGAGCGAAAUCCCCCAGACUUUUGGAAAAAACGGUGGUGAGUCUAGAUGAACGUAAACAAGACUCGCCUGUUACUGUUUACGAUGACCAUAGAGCGUUGUACAGCGCUAGUUCCAGGGAUAGUAGCUUAGAAAUUCAACAAGACAUUAUGGUACCUAAAAUUUAUUCCAGCAGCUUUCCUGGGACAAAGUCCUUUUCACAAGAAUCCGUUGAAGAUCCAGGCAAUUAUGAUUUAAGAGAUUCACAGGACGAUUUGUCCCAUGAUAGCUACGAACUUAUUGAAAAAUCUGACGAUAGUACUGAAGAUUAUAAAAAACCAAAACCAAUAAACGCGCGCAGUUGUAGUCUUGAUUCCGGGAAUUAUUUACCUUCAGACAGCGAGGAAGAGCAUGGAACUGGUCGUCAAAAAUAUAAAAGCGACCAUGACAUAUUCCUCAUGGAGGAUCCUCGAGAUUUACCUCGAGAAAUUAUUCCCAGGAAAUCCGAUGGAAACUUCUAUAAACAAUUCAAACAGAGUUCUAGAACUUCAAGUUUAGAAUCAAAAAGUGAUUAUUAUGAAUCAAAAAAUUCCAGUUUGAAAAAAUCGUCAAGAACAUCCUCGCAGGAAUCAAAAAGCGACUAUGAAACAAUAUCUAGAAAAUCUUUGAAAAAAAAUAAGAGUGCGGAUGAUUCUAGAAGAAGCAGCAUAGAGUCUAAAAGUGAAUAUUUUGAUGCUCCUAGUGACCAAGCGAAAUACAAGAAAGUCGAUUAUGACAGGAAAAUUAACUUUGAGCGAAACUAUGGCACCCACAUACGCCCUGAACCAGUCCUACCAGCUUAUCCAGAUUUUGAAACUGAACAAAGUCUUAGAGUGGACAAAUUACUGAAUGAUAUUGAACAAAAUACUCUAGUUAAAGCUGAGAAAACCACUCAUAUAUGGCCCGAAGCCAUUGCCGGAUUGCCUACAGAAAUAUUAAAUGAAAAUAUCAGCGGUCAACGUUCCACAGAGUCUGAAAGUAAUAUUUUCAGUUUUGAUGAAGACAGGAUUCAGUCUUUGCAAGAGAGUAGUGAUUUCAGUGAUCACGGAUUUAGUGUUGUGCCAAACAUCGACUUAAAAGCAAACAAAAAGGAACAUAAAAACUAUAAAGAUAUAUUUAUGGAAAUCGAGCCAAGGAUUUGUCAUGACCUACCUUUGCAUCAGCCAAUAGAAAGAACCAAAUCAGAUCCUAAUUCAUUAGCCAGGCAACGCUCAAAUCCACAUUCCAGACGUUUAUUAUUGAUGCACCAAAAAUCCAUUGACCUCACUCCAGCGGAAUCUAGUGACGAUGAUUAUUUAUAUAAACAAAUCCCUAGUGCUCCGCCAAUUAUUGCUAAAUUCAAAGGAACGCACUUUGAAAUGCCAACAGCCGAAUUUGGGCAUUUUGAUAUAUUAAAACGUGAAAUCGAGGGUCAAAAGACUAAAUUUGAAGUGCCCAAAAGCCAAUUUGAGGUUUUAGGUGCUAAAAAUCAGGCCGACUUAAUGAAUUUGCCUCCAAAAAGCCAAGAAGACAUACCUUAUGUUUUGCAUAAGCGCCACAUAACUACACAGAAGGAAGCUAAAGAGGAAAAUGUUAUUAAUCCAAAACCUGAGACUUCAUUUUUGUUUACUCAAAACAUAGAUUUGUCCAAAGUAAAUCCUGUUACACUCGAAGUAGAUAAAACAGUACCACCUAUACAGUUAAUAUCGAGCCCCAAAAGAGACAUAACUCACAUUGAUCCGUUGGUUUUAGAGACCCUAAACUCAAAAUUGAGUCAAAUUGAAAGUGAUUCGCCCACAAGCUCUAGAACCGAAAGUUUGAAACCCAUACAAAGAAUUAUAACUCCUUUAGUUAAAAAUGAACAAAAAACCACCAUUGAAGAAAAAGUCACAACUGUCAAUAUAAUAAAACCAGAAGUGAAAAAACCAGAACCAAAACCGCAAAUCAAAACGGAUAUCAUCAAACCAAAACGUAUAAUCAAACCUCGAAUGCAGCCUGGCAAAAAAGGCUGCAAAUCAAACAAAACAAAAGUUAGAAUCACUUCGUUUAGUUCUGAUGAUGAGUCAUUAGACUCAGAUGAUGUUUUUGGAAGUGCCGAAGCUACUCCUACUAGAAUAGAGUUUUCGCCCCCACAAAUGCGCAAAGAAAUGGAAUCUAUAUUAAAGUUUGAAUCAGAAAGGAAGUACUUGCAAUACACAAUGUCUUCUACUGAAGUGGAAGGUUCUCCACCGACUACAAGAAAGAAAACUACCGAUAGAAAUAACGAAAAUGGGCUUGAUCCUCAACAACAAACACAAACUGAGCUUCGACGCAUUUCAGAGAGAUCAUUUUCAAUUCCCAGCUCCGAGGAUGAGUUUAAUAUCAAAACUAUUGAUUUAGCUCAGUCAGUUUUUGCUGAGCCUGACCUAUUGAAAACAGUUGUAGAAGAUGGAGAUGAAACUUUAAAAGAUGACAAUGCAACAGAUAACGAUUUGACAAUAGAUGAUGAAAGGGAGCGGGAAAAAGCUUUACUUGCAGCUGAAAUUGAAGAGGAUUUAAGAAAUUUAAAAGUACCUGCCAAAACGAAGAUUACCGAAAUAAUGUCUCCAUCAUUAAGAAAUAAGAGUCCUCUAUUGUUUGCACAUGCGAGGUUAAAUUUAUCUGAAGGAUCUGCUUUUAGCUUAUUGCAAAAGCAGCAAGCUUUGGAUUCUCCUUUGGCUAAUAGACGCGCAAGAAGUUUGGAUGCACCGAUUAUUCCUGUAAAUAAACUGCCACCUUUAAAUGCGUUUUCUAGCAAGGACGAUACUGUAGAGGAAGAGGAUCACAAGUUCACUACGAGCACUGAAGCUUCAGAUGUAGACGAUAUUAUUAAAAGCAAUGGAAAUGGAAUUGUGCCAGAGAAACCUCCAAUACUAAGUGACAUUUCCAAGGAAAGUUCUUUAGGCGAAAACGAUCAAAUUGUCCCUGAUGUUACUUCCUUUAAAAGGAAAACUGCGCCGAAAUUGAGACCGAAAUUACCUCCUAAAGGAGUAGUUCCUCCAAAACCUAUGAUUGGCAAGAAGCCUUUGAAAGAAAAGCCAAAGUUGGUUAAACAAAAUCCUAGCAGUAAGCCUCCAAUAAAACCAAAAACUCCAGAUCCAAAAUCAGUGCCGAAGGCACCUAAACCAGCAAGAUUAUCCAUUGAAAAAGUAGAAAUCGAAUCCAAGAGCGACAGUGAUGACCAGAAAAUUCAAUCAUUACUAACUUUACCAGAAAUUAAACGCACCAAAAGCCAAGAGCUGGAACUCAAUAAGAAAUCCGUACCAAAAACAGAAAAAGCACGUUCUUUGGAAAAAAUAGAACUUAAGAGAAUGAGCAGUAAAGAACGUACGAAAAGCCAAGAAGAAAGCGACGAAGUUAUAGCGGAAAGACGAAAAUUACAACAAAUGCUUUAUGAAACUGCAAUAAAACAAACAAAAACCUUAAAAAGUCCAGUCAAAGACGUCUUACCAGUAUUCCCUCAAGUUGAAGAAACUGUCAGAGAACGUGGAGGGAAAUUGGAAAUAAGCAUAAACACUAUUGAGCCAAGUGUAUCCCUAGAAGAAGCCAUAAUUGUAACUAAAAGUCCUAAGAAAUUAGAUAAAAAACUAGACAAGAAACUAACAAAAAGUUUGGAAUUGAAUUUAAAUGAUGUCUAUCCAGAGAAAGGCAUGCAACGUUUGGGUAAAAGCUUGGAUUUGGAACGCAGCAAGUCUGAAGAUGAAGCUGAUAAAUCGACAGAAUUUGACUUCAAACCUGAAACAAUCAAAAACAUUUACGAUAAAGACACUUCGCCAGAAGUUCAUGCUAUACAAGAAACCAUAACUGCUGACAUCCAUCAUACAGAAGCAGAACAAGUAAUUCUUGAAGGCACCAGCUUGGACGUUUGGCUUUCAGUUGCAAACAAAAAAACAAUCAAGGACAUCCAAAUAAUACACGAAGGGGGGGAUUUUUUUGAACAACCUUUGGCAAAAGCACCGGAUUUAAGCAAGGCCAGCUCCUCAGAUUCAGCUAGCAUAGAAAAAAUCAGCUUGGGCAAUAGCCUAGAUAUAAAAUACAUUGACGAAUCCACUGGGGAAUCUUCGGGAAAAUCAGACAAAGACAAAGAACUUAUAGCUGAAAUGCUUCGAGCUUCUGCAACUGUUAGUAAAUUUAUUAAAAAGAAAUUGGAAAAACGCCGUAAGGAUUCUGAUGAUGAAACCACUAUAGUUCCUGAACAAGUUAAAACAUUUAGUGAAGAUGAAUCUUUGACGGAAGUAAGCGAAAUAAGACAAGAAAAACAUCUUUUAACUGUUACAGUGACUGAUCACCAAGAUGCCUUAUUAAAAUUAGGUGUUCAAAGAAGCAAAUCUGAAGAUACUGGUUCAUGGAUGACUGUAGAAUGUGACGAAUUUAUUGGCACUGAAAGUUCUCUGGAUUAUGAUCAAGAAUCUCCACUUGAUAAAGAUUUAUUAAAUACUGACAUGAAGCAUCAUGGCAAGUUAAAAUUGUUGAAACGUAGCUCUGAUCAAUCAAGAUCAAGUGAUACUGGCUCAUGGACUAGCGGAGAAAAAGAACUAAGCCCUAGUAAUAUUAAAGAAACUGAUGAAUCUAGUGUUAGUUGCUCAAUGGGUAGAGCAAUUGGCUUGAGUCAAAAUAUCGAAAUGUUUGCUACAAAAGAGCAAUUCGACGAUGAACCUCCAAAAAGCCCUAGGAGCCCUCGUAGCCCUAGAAUAUCAGUCUUGGGACGCGCCUUUACAAUAGACGAAGGCAGUCAGAAAUUGGACGAAAGUAGUUCGGAUGAGGCUAAUGAUAUUCCUAAAGAUUUAGCUAUUAUUGAGGAAAAAAGUACUGAUUCUGAUAAUGGUGGGUUUAUUAAGGCUCCCAAAAAAUAUCCGUUUGAAGAGAAAUGGUCUCAAGACUCGGAAUUGAGUCAAAAACUGCAUAAGAAGCUAUCGAAAAAAUUAUCCUCAAAUGAAAGUGACUUGAAACUUAAACCGAAUUUGAUUAACUUGGAUAAACUAUCUACAGAAUCUAAAAAUUCAUUAGAUACUGAAUCCAGCUCUGGCAGCUUGGGCAUAACAACCAGAGCUCAUAAAUCGGGAGACAUACCUAAAGAAUUGAGCUCAACAUGGAAACCAUUUCCUUUAGACAGUUCAGGUUCAGAGAGCUUUGAAGAUUUUUUACCUCCGGAUCAAGAUUUAGAUAAACACGAAUAUUUUAUGUGUAGAGACAAUGGUUCGGGUGAUUUCACUUCAAUGGCGGAUGUUUAUACACCAACAAGGGACGAUACUGAGCUUCCCGAAGACUUGGCCAAUUUUCCAGCCAAUUUUGGCUAUCCUUUGAUAUCAACAGACAUUCUUGGCAGUUAUAGCCAGGGAGGAUUUUUAUCUAGAACGUUAUCGAGAAUAUCUGAGAGAAGUACUAAUUCAGAAAAAUCAAGCUUGGAAGAGGAUUCUACUAAAGCUAGCACUCAAAGUGAUAGCUUAAAUGAUGAAGCUACAAACUCAAGCAAUCCUCAAGUGAGUAUUAGCUCAGAGUCACCUAGCCAUGCGCAUGUCUACGAUGAAAAAAAGACUCCGACAAAUGAAAAACCCUUGAAACAAGAACCUACACCAAAUUUCAGCAGUUUACUACAAAGACAAAUAUCAGACGAUAGAAGAACUUCAGCGGAAAUGGCUGAAUUAUCCAUGGACGAUAUCGAAAUCAUAACAUCAGAAAGAGGCCUAAGAUUGAAGCGUCAAGGUUCUGAUGAUACAAUAAUCGAUGAAGAAUUUGAGGACAGACUGGAAAAGCAAAGCAGCCAAGAGGAGGAUUGGCCUUUACCAGAAAUCCCUUCACAAAACCAGAAGCUGAUAGCCAUGCAUGAAGUGCCUAGUUCAGAUACUUCUGCUCAAUUAACCACUCAAGUUUACCAACCACCGAUACCAAAAACUUUUGGGCUGCGAGGUUCCUUGAAAAGCCAAGACUCUGAGCAAUGGCCGAGCCCACCAUCGAGCAUACAAGAACCUAUUGUAGAAAACAUUGAGACUUAUUAUAUUUCACCUGCAGAAGAGGCUUGUAGAGUAACUGUAGAAAAUAUUUACGAUGAUUCAAAUUCUGACGAUUAUAAAUCGGUUGCUCACACAUAUGAAAAUAUAGUUAAUAUUGAUCAUGUCAGUGAGAGUUUAUCCGAUCAAAGUCAAAGCCAAAGUAGUGUGGGUCCGAGUGGAAUUAAAAUAAUUUUAGAAGAAAAAUCGCACGAAUCAAACUCAGACGAAGACUUGAAUAUAUCUAAUCUUAACGAUGACGUGUUUAUUGAUGCUACUACUGAACAAUUACGUCCUCCUACAGCUUUACGACGCAGUACAGCCUCAGAUGAUUCUAGAGGCUCCAGAAAAAGCUCCCAUAGUUCUUAUAGUGAAGAAGACUGCACUAGCUCUAUGGGAACUAACUUGGAAGAUGGUACUGUCAGGUUUGCUUUAAAACCUACCAAAUGUACUCAUAGCUCACAUUCUGAAGACACUUCUAUUGCGUUGAGUCUAUCAGAAUGGUCCAAUAGUACAAAUACUGUUAAGUUUCAAAAUUUAUCUACUAGUAAUAGUGGUACUAAGAGUAGUACAAGUGGUUUGAAAAGUGACGAAAAUUCCUUGACUGAUAUUGCUCAAAGUAUUUCUGAAUGGUCGACGAGUAGUACUUUAAAAGUGCAGCAACCCUUUCAGAAAUUAUCUAGUACAACUUCCACAGGGGAGGCUAGUACUUUGACCGAAUUGAUACCAAGUAUUACAGAAUGGUCGAAUUCUGAUGCCAAGCCUUUGGUACCUCAAUUUCCUACAAGAUUAGGUUCCAGCGUUGAUAUCGACGAUAUAAUUCAAGAUCAACGAAGUCCUAAAAAUAUACCUUCAGAAGAUUUUUCGUUAUUCUCUAGUAGUACUUCUAAAUUUUUCACUAAAAGCACUGAAAGACCUAUAAUAAUACCGCCCUUACAAUCGGACACUGAUAGUUCCAUUGAACAUAAAACUGUGCAUACCCAAAGGUAUGAUAAAGACAAAAAAGGUUAUUUGCAAAAAAGUACUGAUAGGCCGGUGAAAGUCAAUUUGAAGCUUGCUAAGUGUUCUCCGUAUUACUCUAGUAGUUUGAGUAGUGAAAGUACUCCUUUGCAAGGCUCCAGUCCUAUUCCCAUUAACAAAACGGCGACCGUACCUUUAACUAGGGUUCACAAAAGGCCUGUGUCUAGGAUUUUGACGCACGCCAAAAGUCCUCCAAGUGAAAAUGACUCUACCAGCUCUGUGGAGAGCCCUAAAAGUAAAUCAGAAAGAGAACGUAGAGGUUAUAGAAGGAAAAAACAAAUGCAACAGCAAAGAAAUAAGAAAAAUGACAAAUGCACAGAUGAGUAUUAUUAUGUCGAGCACGAGCACGGAUUGACAGAGUAUAAUGAGUACAUAAGGGAGAGAAAUAUGGAAGAAAUGGCUUCCAAUUUUCAAUACGAAGCUGGUUUAGCUCAGGAUAGUCCUCAUUAUGAAAAUUUAGAGGAAGGUUAUUAUCCGGAUGGAGAUUCUCAAUCGGGCUCUGAUAUUUUUCGCAUGGAGAGAGAGGAAGAAGACAAACAACACGCUACUGAAGGAUUUGACGUCAGUUCCAUACCUCCGCCGCUGUUGGAGGACGACGACAAUAAUUUCGACUGCGCCCCGACGACGCACAUUUGA